GUUCGUUCAUUCUCCAAAAGAAAAGUUCAAAGGCCUUUUGCACGAUCUGAGUUAUUGCGCAAAAACUCUUCAGAAUAGAUCAAAAAUAUUCCGAUUAGUGAACUAUUAUGCUGCGCCAUGCUAUCAAACGUUUACUGGGUUGGGGUGCACAUCAGGUCAAGGUUACACCUCGCAAUGUCAUAUUAAUUACAGGCUGUGAUUCUGGCCUAGGAUUCUCCCUGGCCUUGUACUGCCAUUCUCUGAAUAUGACCGUUAUCUCGGCCUGUCACAAUGUCAACUCUGCAGGCGCGAAAAUGUUACAGCACCUGAAUGAUCCCAAACGUAUGAUAACCAUAGAAUUGGAUUUACUUCAACCGGAAAGUAUAGAACGUAUUCAAACCUAUUUGGAGGAGAUGUUGAGUGGAGAACGCAACGAUUAUCAAUUCACAGCGCUGGUGAAUAAUGCGGGCGCUAUGUGCUUUGGCGAAUAUGAAUGGCAAACAUGGCAACAAAUUGAAAUGCAAAUAAAUGUAAAUUUAUUGGGGACAAUGAGAUUGACCAAAGUAUUAAUGCCACUCGUGCGACAGCAUCAGGCUCGCAUCAUAAAUGUAACAAGUCAUUGUGGUUUACAGGCUUUGCCUGCCUUAUCACCAUAUGCUGCCUCAAAAGCUGGUUUACGCUGCUGGACCGAUUCCUUGCGCAUGGAAAUGAGCCAAUAUGGUGUGGAGGUCAUCAAUUUCAUACCUGGUUCAUUUGUAACAUCCAGCAAUAUAUCGGCUCGCCAGCAGGAACAUGCCAAAGCCAUGUAUGAAGCAUUCAACCAGGAGCAACGUGAAUUCUAUGCCCACUAUUUUAAGCGUUUCAAUGAUUACUUAACUGUGAUUUCUGGUUUUAAACCACCAAAUGCUGUCAAUGAUUUGGAUUUGUUAAACAAAUUUAAAGACUCCUUGACCAGCAGUCAACCUAAGGCGAUGUACAUACACGAGCCUUGGCGCUAUAAAUUUUAUCGCUUCUUAUUCCGAGUCUGUCCCACUCCUUUGGUGGAUUGGUUGUGUGUGAAAUUCUGUGCCAUGCCUACCUAUCGUCAGGUACAACAAGAAUUGCAAUCAUCUGCGGAAAAGAACUGUCUGCAAAAUAAUUAAGAAAUUACUUUUUCAUACACAUUGUGUUUUUUUUUUCAUUAUUUUUUUUUAAUAUUUGUUUUAUUAUUUUUGCGUUUUAGUUGUAUAAAUAUGUACGUUUGUAUCUAGAUUUUAAGAACAAUUUUUGGGAGUAAUAAAAACGAAAUUAUACUCAUAUCUAAAAACAA
Stomoxys calcitrans (stable fly) is the source of this 1288-nucleotide messenger RNA. It is a transcript of the gene sro, whose product is annotated as D-beta-hydroxybutyrate dehydrogenase, mitochondrial. The coding region runs from base 108 to 1121 and encodes 337 amino acids. The transcript has 4 exons. Gene Ontology annotation, molecular function: oxidoreductase activity. NCBI's taxonomy places the organism in Eukaryota, Metazoa, Arthropoda, Insecta, Diptera, Muscidae. The record is from RefSeq and is a predicted model, not a curated record.